Messenger RNA from Sus scrofa (pig), 3517 nucleotides. RefSeq lists its product as uncharacterized. The record is from RefSeq and is a predicted model, not a curated record. NCBI's taxonomy places the organism in Eukaryota, Metazoa, Chordata, Mammalia, Artiodactyla, Suidae.
UCAGAAAAGUGACCCGAUUCGUGCGGGAGGCAGAGAGGACACUGGGAGCGUGUGUGUCCCCAGGGCUGUCUGGGGGCCCCGCGGGCUGCGUGCCACCAGGGAACACUGUCCGGGCAGCCCGUGCCUGGGAGACCGUGGCCCUGGGCAAAUGUGGACCGCCUCCUCAGAGGCGUUCUUGGACCCGGUAGGAUUCUUAAAAUUCUAUUCUUGGAGUCGGGAGAUUUUGUUCGGCAGCAUAAUUUAUUUGCUUUUUCCAAAGAUUGAGAGGAGAGCUGAGGUCUGCCAGGCUGUGAACCACACAAGGUCUGUGGGAGCACAGCCUGUGGGGGUGCGGCCAGCAGAGCCUGGACCCGGAGAGAGCGGGGGACAGAGAGAAAACUGGGGGAGAGAAAGAGACACAGACAGAGACAGAAAUAGAGACAGAGAGAGAUUGGGGGAGACAGAGAGAGGAGGGAGACAGAAGGAGGAGGAGAGACAGAGGGAGGGCCCGUGGUCUCGGGAGACCCACCUGGCAGAGGCCCUGGGAGCGGGGAUACACCGUGGGUGGAUGGGGCUCAGGGACAGAGCACGGGGUCCGACGCAGAAACCAGGGCCCCACCCGACCCCUUCCUGUCUGAGACACUCCCACGCCUCCCUCGCCGCGCCCGCAGUUUUGGUUGUUUUGUUUGUGUGGUCGAAUGGUCUUGACCACGGCACAUGCGUGAACCGAACAGACUCCUCUGGGUGGGGCUGACCCCGUUUGCAGAGCCACCAGCAGGUGGAAGCAGAAAACCUCUGGCCACCUCCCUCCCCCAGCCCCGCACCCGAGGCGCGUCAUUUACGGAAGCAGACAAUUUGCAGCCACCUCUGUGUUGAUUCACUUUGCCUCCCUGGAGACCCUGGGCUUCUCCAGGCUUCAGUGGCCGGGAGAGGCCCCCGGCCUCGGACAGACCCUCUCUGGAGGCUCUUCGAGGAGGGCGGCCCCGGCGGGCAGAUGGAAUGGGUAAGGCCAGCAGACGGGGUGGCCUCCUGGCCGGGACUCUCUCUCGACUGGUUCUCCUCCAACGUUAAGAGGUGUUACUUGGACGGAACGAAGCCAAGAGGAACAACUGCGGGGAGAGAUGGGUUCGGGCGGCCUCGGCAGGCCGCUCCCCUGUUGACGUCUCCGAGCGAGCAGUCCCGUUUCAGAGAUGCAGAGACGGCGGCGGCGGCGGCGGCAAUGGGGCCAGACAUUCCAGAUGAGAGCGGCCGGCUGCAGGCUGCGGGUGCGCACGGUGCACGGGACUCAGAGCCAGGCUCACGUCCCCACCCGUCUGAAGAUCCGGUUGCCCAGGGCGGACCAAGAGGGUCUCGCGCUGGGGGUGACCGUGCUGCAUGUGCCCGGGCCCUUCCGUGCUCCCCGUGGAAGCCCCAAACUUUAUUAGUGUGUAAAAGCACAGCACACUCUGUGACUCUGAGUAACCUUCCUGCUAAGCUCCGAUCUGUGUUUAGUUAUGAGGGCUCCCGAAAACGUGUAACCAGCCAUCCCUGGGAGAGCUCCCCGCCGACCACCCUCGAGUUCUGGACGGGGAAGAAGUUGGCCUUCCUGGCACCUGGGCCACCUGAAGGCGGGAGCUGGUGUUUCGCCAAAGUGUCCUCGAACCCGCCCGCCUGCCCAGCACCGCCCACGCCCCACAGGCCGGUCCCCCUGAAGGAAGCCACAGCACGGGUCCAGGCGGGCAGUGCCUGCACCCCUGGGGCACAGAUGCAGGCAAAGCACUGCACCCAUUCCAUUUGUCCCUCCAGAGGCAAAGACGGCCCUGCAGCGCCCGGCGCCCGUGCGUGUGGGCCCGUGGCCGCCUCUGCGGCAUCCGCACGUCUGGGGCACCAGGAGCUCUGUCCGCAGAUGCCACACUCCUGGGGGCGGAGCUGGGCUUCCGCUUGCAGCCCAGAUGUUUGGGCAGCGAACAGACCUCCCUGACUUCAUUCCAGGGCCCGUCUGAGAUGGCUUUUGGCUCUGUCAGGGGCGAUUCUCAGGCUUCUCUUUUUUUUCCCAUUCCAUCUUAGAAGAAAGUUAGAAGGCUUUAGGUCUCACAGGCUCCUCUCUUUUCUGGUCAUGCUUGCUCUUCUUCUCAACUGCGAGCUCUCGUGUGUGUGCACACACGCGCGCAUGCACACACACAGGCAUGCCCGUUACAGCAGGUGGGGGAAGAGGCCGCCGGGGCCACGGAAGGCCGGGCAGACGAGGAGACCUGGGUGCAAACACUGCAGAAACCUCUUCAAAAUAUUUGGGUUUGUCCAAAUCCUAAACCGCCGUUACCAGGCACUUUUCCCGCUAGUGUUUGAGCCCGCGGGUAUUUUAAAGGAAAUGAAAUCCGUGUGUUUCUGAUUUAUUUAUACUUAACUCAUCAAAAUGCUGUUUUAAAGAGCUAUUUUGUGUCCAAAAUGCCCUUUAUGCCUUUUUUCCCUUCCAAAGUAAAAGCCUCCUUUUGCCAAGUUUGUGUGACCUUAAACACUCACAUUUUCAUGGUUCUUUCAAAAAUCAGACUCGUCAAGUCCAAACAGACCCGAACCGAAACCUGCCCCCGCCACGUCCCCCUCCCUGGGGAACCAGCGCCAGGUGGGAAGGCAACGCCCCUUGGUCCCUGGCUUUUAGCCCUGUGGCUCUGACCCCAGCGGCAGUCCCCGCACCCCAUUCACUGGAGCCCCCCGGGCUACGUCCAAUGAGAAAUCAGCAAAUUUGCCACAGACACGGACCCAGGUCCAGGGUUUUACCGGCCCCUCCAGAGCUCUCGCUGGACCAGCUCAGGGUCACCGCGGGGUGCGGCCCCACCUGCCCCGAGGAUAAGGCACCGUCCACCCUGGUCCACCAACUCCUUUGCCUCAGUGUCCCCGAGCGCACGAUCCCGAUGCAGGUUUAUGCCACUUCAGACCCGGAAAACCUUUUCCCUCCACAAAGAGAAGAAAAGGCGGUGGCCACGGCCCCGAGCAUGUGCACGAGGCGGGGUGCAGAGCCCCUCGGCAGGCCGGGUCACCUGGGGAGCGACAAGCCUCCAGGGGGAUAAACAAAUGCAGUCGCGGCAACACUGUCGCCUGACCGCUCACAGGGGGCUCAGUGAUAGGCUUUGGGGUGUGAUAUUUAUUUCUGGCCGAUUUCAUGCAAUGGACUUCAAUUAUGAAUUUGAUUGCUUUUUUGCACAUGAUAUAAAAUCCUUUAUCCUCGUGGCAUUUAAUUGUGUUUCCCUGGCAGACUUGGUAUUCAUCAUGGCCCUGCUGUCCCCAGCCCCAAAGAUAAACCAUCCAAGGGGCAAUAAAUGUCCACUCUGAUUAUUGAUGCUUUCAGGGAAAUUGAUUAUCUAUUUGAGGGGCAGAGCAGGCUGAUGGAUUACUGCCUCCUUCCCUCGCACAAGAGCUUCUCUGAAAGACAAAUCUCUUGAUUGGUGCAAUGGAUUUUCUAUUAUAUUUAAAAUUUUCCAAAGUGACACCUUUUAUCUUCAUCUUUGGAAAUGGAGGAACAGCUUCUGAUGGGGCUGAGAAUCCCCUGUCACCCACUCGCUCA